AUGGCUUUUCAAUUUGGGAACAAUGCUGCUUCUAGCAGUGGAGCCACGGGGACUACGACGACCACACAGGCGCCGUUCACCUUUGGAACGUUUGGGCAACAGGGAGCAGCCACGGCUUCUGCUCCAGGAGGACUAAACAACACGCCAACUCCGGCACCUGCCGUCUCAGCAUUUCCCACUGUAGGAGCUACGGCUGCUGCAGGGUUCGGCACUAGCGGAUUCACAUUUGGAAAACCCGCGGCAUCAGCAGCCACGACGACCCCUGCAGCAACCCCUGCAACCGGGGCAUCAACCUUUGCUUCUGCCAAUGCUCCUACCUUUGGUGGGUUUAAGGCCGCCAACAAUGCAACGACUACCGCAUCUGGCUUUAAUUUUGGAGGGGCUUUGCCGUCUGCUUUUUCCAAGCCUUCAGAUAACGCCGCACAAGCGGGCGCGCAACUGAACACACAGAACCUUCAGAAGCAAAUGGAGAACAUAACUCCGGAUGAUACCCUACAGAAGUGUCCACAGGAUUUCCAAAAGCUGGUGCUGCGAAUAGAUUCCGAGCAGGAGAAGGCUAAGAAAGCUCUCCAGACGCUCGAAUCAACAAUCGCAAAGAAUAAGAAUGAGUAUCUAACUAUCUGCGAACGAAUGACGGCGCUGAACCACCGGCUAUAUGAACUAGAGUCGUGUCAGACGGCACUAGAGACUGAGGCAACAUCACUAACGAGCCACUUGACCGCCCAGCGGGAGCUAGCAUACAAGCUAUCCACGAAUGACCCCGACGCUCGGGAGCUUGCAGCCAACUAUUGGGACUACAAGUUUUCAUCCCUCCAAGAGAAGCAUCAGCGCCUCCAGUCACAGCUACUCUGUCUAGCCACCGCACUGGGGGUCCCAGUUAGCUCCCGGAUACCCUGCCAGACUAUGGAUGAGCUAUAUGGGCUCCUGGAAUCCCUCUAUCAACAGGCACGGAUAUACCAGAUCAAAUUAGGCAUCGAGUAG
Molecule: messenger RNA, 981 nt
Organism: Giardia duodenalis
Lineage: Eukaryota; Fornicata; Diplomonadida; Hexamitidae
Exons: 1
Coding region: 1-981 (326 amino acids)
Source: RefSeq, a predicted model, not a curated record